Molecule: messenger RNA, 1254 nt
Organism: Hevea brasiliensis (rubber tree)
Lineage: Eukaryota; Viridiplantae; Streptophyta; Magnoliopsida; Malpighiales; Euphorbiaceae
Product: acetyl-CoA acetyltransferase 1-like
Exons: 7
Coding region: 186-794 (202 amino acids)
Biological process (GO): fatty acid beta-oxidation
Molecular function (GO): acetyl-CoA C-acetyltransferase activity
Source: RefSeq, a predicted model, not a curated record
AAAUUAGAAAAUAAAAAAGGAAACUGCGAAGCAAUCAAGCAAAUGCAUAGAAAAGCGUAUUACGGUUCCGAAUGUAGAUAAGUGCGAAGGAUUUGAUCAACUUCUUUUAUUUUAUUUCCUUUCCCUCCAAAAACUCUUCUCCACCUCCAGCCCUAUCUCUGCCAGCAAUCUGAGGGUUUGAUUCCAUGGCUUCUUCUUCUUUUUCUUCUUCUUCAGAUUCUAUGAAGCCUCGAUAUGUUUGUAUUGUGGGUGUUGCUCGUACGCCUAUGGGUGAUUUUCUUGGUUCCCUGUCGUCUCUCUCAGCUACAAAGCUCGGAUCCAUAGCUAUUCAGUCUGCUCUUAAGAGGGCAAACGUUGAUCCCUCGCUUGUGCAAGAGGUAUUCUUUGGCAAUGUUUUUUUUGCUAAUUUAGGACAAGCUCCUGCCAGGCAGGCUGCUUUAGGUGCGGGUAUACCCAAUUCAGUGAUUUGCACCACCAUUAAUAAAGUUUGUUCAUCGGGGAUGAAAGCGGCUAUGCUCGCAGCACAGACGAUUCAAGUGGGUAUCAAUGAUAUUGUUGUGGCUGGUGGAAUGGAAAGCAUCUCUAAUGCACCCAAGUAUAUUGCGGCAGCAAGGCAAAUACAACUAUACAUGAUUAUUUUUCCUUCGGGGUUUGAUGAUCAGAACGAGGACAUCGUAGGUGUGAAUGUUGAUUUUGAGGGAGAUACAGGACUACUGAUCAGUGAACACAAUAGGUGCACCAAUCAUGAUGAAUAUCAACGGGAGAAAGAGAAAGGAUGUUUAGGGGAAUGCUAAUUGUUCAAGGACAAAUGAAAUUAAGCUAAAACAGGUCAAGACAGGUUUUGUGGGCACUUCAUUUUCUGAUAACAUUUAGUCACCACUUACCUGUGGUGCAUAAAGAUUAACGAGUACUUGCUAUGUGUAGUUGCUUUGUUAGGAGACAUGGAUUCCAUCAGAGGCUUACUCCCCAUCCCGAUGGAAGAUAUAGAGACUAGAUGAGCAGUAGAUUGAGCUGUUGAGGACAGGAGAGCUACCUGCUUGAAGUUAUCGGGUAUAUUUUAUACCCUGAUUGUAAAUAUUCAUUUUGAUAUAUGUAUUGCACGUAAUUGUAUGGACAUGUAAAAUCGGUCUUGAGCAGCUUGUACAAAGUUUGUAUAAAGUUGUAAUAAAUUUUAUUUUGGAUUUUCUUAAUGUAAGUUUCUAAUAUGAUGUAUAUAUAAAUUAUUUUGUCAUUAAUGAAAUAUGAUUGGUAGUA